This is a messenger RNA of Ornithodoros turicata, 1406 nucleotides long. RefSeq names its product SAGA-associated factor 29-like (gene Sgf29). Gene Ontology annotation, cellular component: SAGA complex. The record is from RefSeq and is a predicted model, not a curated record. The coding region runs from base 293 to 1156 and encodes 287 amino acids. NCBI's taxonomy places the organism in Eukaryota, Metazoa, Arthropoda, Arachnida, Ixodida, Argasidae. The transcript is spliced from 6 exons.
UACAAACAACAAUGGCGGAACGCAUCCUUUGCUUUGAAUAUUCUUGAAGUUUUUUCAUUAUGUUCGCGGCGCACAUAUAAUAAGCUACUGAUGAAAAAGUUGAACAGACGCUCUGCGGAACGGAUAUUGAAUCUGGUGAGUGAAGUUGUUGAGUACAUCCAAAGGAAAUAGCAACGAAAGCCUGUCAUUAAGGCACUCUACGGCAUCGUACUGGUCACCUGGUCAUACGUGAUCUAUGCAGGCUUGCUCGUAUCGCAAAGACACAUAGACCGACAGAACAGAAGGGUGUAAAAUGCAAAAAGACGGAGAGAGUGGUGUGGUCCAGGAAAAGCUUCGGGAACUCUCUCACAUAAUCCAGCAAUGUCAGGAGGAGAGAAAUCGUGGCGAGCACAACUUGACCAACAUAAUGAAGACUCACGAACGUAUUCAGCAAGAGCAGAAACUCUCGCCGUACUACAAAAAUAAGCUACGAGGACAGUACAAAACUGCACUGCAAGAUGCAGAGAGCGAGGAAGAGCUCCUGAGGAAGGCGCUGGACACCAUCGCCGAGAUCCGUGCCAUACGAAAUGAGCGCCGGAUAGCAACCAAGAACUCCGAGCGUCCCAAAGAGAUAAUCCGCAAGGGAGCACUCAUGAAGAUGCUGCAGCAGAACGCUCUCACGUUGCCGCUCUGGGUCGGAAAAGAUGGCGAGAGCCCGCCGCCCCUCUGCGGCGCCGUUCCAGCCGAGCCUAACUACGUGGCCAAGGUGGGAGACAUGGUCGCAGCCCUGGCACGAGGCCCAGAUGACGACGAGAACUGGAUCCUGGCAGAAGUUCUGCAUUACAACCACAACAGCUGUCGUUACGAGGUUGACGACAUCGACGAAGAGCAGAAGGGGAGACACACGCUGAGCCGGAGACGGGUCGUUCCGCUUCCGUUGCUGAGGGCCAACCCGGACACCGACCCGGAUGCCUUAUUCCCCAAAGAUGCUCUUAUCAUGGCCCUCUAUCCACAAACAACAUGCUUUUACAGAGCUCUCGUCCACGAGCUGCCUCUGGGUCCGCAGGAUGACUACCUAGUCCUCUUUGAGGACUCUUCAUAUCCCGAGGGUUAUUCGCCUCCGUUAUCCGUGGCGCAGCGUUACGUCAUCUGUUGUAAGGAGAUGCGAAAGAAGUGAAGCGUUUGUUCCUUUUUAUACCCAUCAUCGCAAAAGGUACCACUGUUGUCAGUUACUUCCACUUAUUCCAUUAGCAUUCGAUGCUCCGUAGCAAGACUUUGUCGUUGCAAAAAGGUUACGUUAUAGCAUUGUUUGGAAACUAUUUCACGCGCCUUUUCACGAGUUAUAACACGAAAGUGCAGAAUACGAACUGUACAGAUGGAUUGAAUCGUAUAUAUCUGCACAAUAAAAUGGCAUUUAAAUGCGUAGC